This is a messenger RNA of Aspergillus niger, 90 nucleotides long. RefSeq lists its product as uncharacterized. Lineage: Eukaryota; Fungi; Ascomycota; Eurotiomycetes; Eurotiales; Aspergillaceae. The transcript is spliced from 2 exons. The record is from RefSeq and is a predicted model, not a curated record. The coding region runs from base 1 to 90 and encodes 29 amino acids.
AUGCCUGUCCUUCGUGUCUAUUUGUGGUGUAAUGGCUUGAAGCAUAGAUCGCAGGGCGGGAAAUGUGCUCCAAUGAAAUCAAACGCCUGA